Molecule: messenger RNA, 5580 nt
Organism: Petromyzon marinus (sea lamprey)
Lineage: Eukaryota; Metazoa; Chordata; Hyperoartia; Petromyzontiformes; Petromyzontidae
Gene: TRPC1
Product: transient receptor potential cation channel subfamily C member 1
Biological process (GO): regulation of cytosolic calcium ion concentration; calcium ion transmembrane transport
Cellular component (GO): cation channel complex; plasma membrane
Molecular function (GO): store-operated calcium channel activity; inositol 1,4,5 trisphosphate binding; protein binding
Source: RefSeq, a predicted model, not a curated record
GCUUCUGUCGCUGUGACGGUGCGAGCGAGCGAGUAGGCCCCUGCUCGCGUUGUCUCUCUGUGUGUGUGGUUACCUCUCUUGUUUAUUUUGGGGAUUUUUGAUCGUUCCGCGGUGGCUCCGCUGCAGACACGGAGCGCCACGGAGCACGAGGAGAGCUCCCCUAUCAGCCAAGGGCGACCUCCAGCUCGCAUGCCCAGGCAGCGGGCCCGGGACCCGCCGUGUUUAUUGCUGGACGCGAGCUAAGGGCCGGCGGCGGUGCGGUGAUGGCCGGGCUUUACCAGAGCCGGGACGAACCAGGCUCCGACAAGUUUCUCAACCUCAAGGACAUGCGCGAGGUCAAGGAGGACACCACCAUCGACGAGAAGAUCUUCCUGCUCGCCUGCGAGAAAGGCGACUACUACAUGGUGCGGCGGCUGCUGGAGGAGCGGGGCCGUUCGGGCCUCAACGUGGACUGCCUGGACGUGCUGGGCCGCAGCGCCGUGAACAUCUCCAUCGAGAACGAGAACCUGGACGUCCUCAUGCUGCUACUGCAGCACUCGUGCCAGGCCAACGACGCCCUGCUCGUGGCCAUCGACGCCGGUGUGGUGGGGGCCGUUGACAUUCUGCUCAACCACCGGCCGCGGCGCGCCUCCAAGCCGACCAUCGAGAAGCUGAUGCAGAAGAUGCAGAACCCCGAGUACUCGACCAGCAUGGACGUGGCGCCCGUCAUCCUGGCGGCGCACCGCGACAACUACGAGAUCCUCACCGUGCUGCUCAAGCAGGACAUCUCGCUGCCGAGGCCGCACGCCGUCGGCUGCGAGUGCUGCAUCUGCCAGGCCAAGAAUCGCAAGGAUAGCCUUCGCCACUCCCGGUUCCGUCUGGACAUCUACCGCGCGCUCGCCAGCCCCGCGCUCAUCAUGCUCACCGAGGAGGACCCCGUGCUGCGCGCCUUCGAGCUCAGCGUGGACCUCAAGGAGCUCAGCCUCGUCGAGGUCGAGUUCAGGAACGAUUACGAGCAGCUGGCGCAGCAGUGCAAGAGCUUUGCCAAGGACCUCCUGGCGCAGGCGCGCAACUCCCGCGAGCUGGAGGCCAUCCUGAACCACACGGCCAGCGACGAGCCCGUGGACAAGCGCGGCCUCUUGGAGGAGCGCAUGAACCUGAGCCGCCUCAAGCUGGCCAUCAAGUACGACCAGAAGGAGUUCGUGUCGCAGUCCAACUGCCAGCAGUUCCUCAACACGGUGUGGUACGGCGAGGUGUCGGGGUACCGGCGCCGGCACGUCGUCGCCAAGGGCCUCACGGUGCUGGCGCUCGGCCUCGCCUGGCCGGGCCUGGCUCUCGCCUACCUGCUGGGGCCGCGCUCCCGGCUGGGCCGCGUGGCGCACGCCCCCUUCACCAAGUUUGUGGCGCACGGCGCGUCGUACUUCACCUUCCUGCUGCUGCUCAACCACUACUCGCUGGUGUACAACGAGGACAAGAAGAACACGAUGGGGCCCGCGCUGGAGCUGGUCGACUACCUCAUCAUCAUGUGGAUGGCCGGGCUGCUGUGGGCCGACGUGAAGAAGCUCUGGUACGAGAGUCUGGACGACUUCAUGGCCGAGUCGCGGAACCAACUGAGCUUCGUCAUGAACUCGCUCUACGUGGCGACGUUCACCCUCAAGGUGGUCGCCAACUGCAAGUUCCACGCCAUCGCCGAGCGCAAGGACUGGGACGCCUUCCACCCGACCCUCGUGGCCGAGGGGCUGUUCGCGUUCGCCAACGUCUUCAGCUACCUGCGCCUCUUCUUCAUGUACACCACCAGCUCCAUGCUGGGGCCCCUGCAGAUCUCGAUGGGGCGCAUGCUGCGCGACUUCGUCAAGUUCCUGGGCAUGUACCUGCUGGUGCUCGUCUCGUUCGCCGUGGGCCUCACCCAGCUCUACGCCAAGUUCCCCGACGAGGGCGCCGACUGCCCGGGCAUCUUCUGCGAGCGGCAGAGCAACGACACCUUCCACUCGUUCCUGGGCGCGUGCUCGGCGCUCUUCUGGUACGUCUUCUCGCUGGCACACGUGGCGCUGUUCGUGACGCGCGUCUCCACGGCCGACGAGCUGCAGUCGUUCGUGGGGGCGCUCAUCGUGGGCACCUACAACGUCGUGGUGGUCAUCGUCCUGGCCAAGCUGCUCGUCGCCGUGCUGCACAACAGCUUCCAGCUGAUCGCCCAGGACCACGAGGAUAAGGAGUGGAAGUUCGCCCGGGCGAAGCUGUGGCUCAGCUACUUUGAUGACAAGUGCACGCUGCCGCCCCCGUUCAACCUGCUGCCGCACCCCAAGACCAUCUGCUACGCGCUGGGCGGCCUGCGCAAGCUCGUGCUGUCUCACACCGCCAGCGGCAGGGCCAAGCGCGAGAACAGCGUCCGCGAGUGGCGCAGCGUGCGUGCGCGCCGCGCCGCCAGCUACCAGAAGGUGAUGUGCUGCCUGGUCCACCGCUACCUCAUGGCGGCGCGGCGACGGCGGCACACGUCGGAGCAGGCCACGGUCGAGAGCCUGAGCGAGCUGCGCCAGGACCUGGGCAAGUUCCGCAAUGAGAUGCGCGACCUGCUGGGCUUCCGCACUGCCAAGUAUGCCACCUACCACACCCGCAACUAGGCUACCGCCGCUCGCACCCUCGCUCGUCAACUGAAUUAGCUCAAGUAACUAGAACAAUGUAUUUCACGCUAUCGUUUGUCGAAGAAAGCGGAACAACGUGAACGUCCGGAAUAAUCCCCGAAUUCCGAGAUCCAAUGCACCGCGCCUCCUGACUUUUGACGGUUCCGUCUCCUCCUCGGUGACGCCGGUGGUGCAACCAUCAACUGCACCAUCAGAACAUCAUCACCGGGCCGAUGCGCACCACAUCUCCGUCAUGAAUGGGAAAUUAAAGACGCGAGCCACAGUCGUCCAAUUGUCCCGUAAACAAAAAGUCCCGUAAAAAUAAAAAAAAUCCACAUUCACACGAUUACGCUGGUUCCCUGGUUGAACGUUUUCUCACACCUCACGUUGGAUUUGGAUCGGUGUUCCCUGAAGAGAAGAGACAUCGAGGUUUCAUUGUCACCGGCUCAUUCUAUGCUCCGGUGAAUCUCCAGCGCUUGUUGAUUGAGAGCUUGUACUCAACUAGCGGCGCGCCCGGUCUGUCGCUCUACUCGUGGCCGUCGACGUGUGGCUGUCGAUGAUUCCGUGUGGCCGUCGAUGAUUCCGCUUGACCGUCGAUGAUUCCGCUUGGCCGUCAAUAAUUCCGCGUGGCUGACUAUCGACGAUUCUGCAUGACCGUCGAUGAUUCAGCGUGGCAGUCGAUGACUCCGCAUGGCGGUCAAUAAUUCUGCGUGGUCGUCGAUGAUUCCGCGUGACCGAUUGUCGAUUAUUCUAAAUUGCUGUUAAUGAUUCGGCGUGGCCGUCGAUGAUCCCGCAUGGCCGUCAAUGAUUCGGCGUGGCCGUCGAUGAUUCCGCGUGGCCGUCGAUGAUUUCCGGCGCAGCGCGAGUGACCAAAGCGUGCAGGUGACCCGCGCGAAGCCCCCUCUUGGACUCCUCUCCGAGUGAAUCCAUGUUGACGGCUACUUUAUCACUGUCCUCAAAUGUAUUUAUAUGAUUCGUGGUGGCACAUCUCAGUACGAUACAUACGAUACAUUGUCAAUGCCCUGUGUUGUGCCCAUACUGUGCUUUGUGCAUUUUAUGUCAUGAUCAUCAGCGUUAAUCAAUACCAUUUUCGAAAUAAAACUUGAGGGUUACAGAAAGAAAAAAAAAAACGACGGUGUCGGAGUCUCUUCGUCUGCCACCCAGAGUCUGAAUGUCGCUGGGAGCACGGUGUUUGUCAGUCCCGUGGGUUGGCACGCGGCGCUUGACUCACCGAUAACCACCUGCAGAAUAACUUCCAUUGUGUACGUUGAUUGACUCUGAAAACCCAACUAAUGAUAGCGACCCAUUGUAAUUGAUAUGACUAGAUUAACCCGCCCCCACCCCGUCCCUGGUCUUCGCAUCUGCUUGGCUCACAGUGUUGACAUCACACUUAUCCCCACCUCUAUUCAAGACCGAACCAGGAAGAGGAUUUAUCCACUACUCUGGCUGUCGCCUGAUGAUGCUGGUGGUUGUUGUUGUAAUUACCUUGCGAAACGUGACGGUACUCGAAUUGUAAAUGUUGUAGUGGGGUUUACCCUCCAACACACAACCGGUGAGUGCUGAACUAGUAACUAAUCGGCACGUUUCGUUUGUGGAGAACAAUUGACAUCUUUUGCCUCAUGACAAAUUAUCUGCUGUUCUUCGUGUACGUGUCGCAACACGUUCUUCGGGAGCUAAUGGUGCCGGUGUUGAGGGCUUGCUGCUGGCCACCACGAGACGGCUUCAGGAGAGAGAUAGAGAGUUCGUCUCGGUUUUGCUCUUCCUACUUGUUCGUCGAAGCACAGAACUACAGUGGUUUAAAUAUUUGGUGCAUAAUUUGGGGUUUGCUUGGCCACAAUCGCACUACUGUGGCUUGUCUUAUAUGUAUCUCUAUGGGUCUCUGAUUCUCUAUUAUCUCGGUGUAUCUCGAUGUAUAUAUUUGGGUCUCUAUGUCUCGAUGGGUCUCUAUAAGUCUCUAUGACUCUAUGUCGCUAUGAGUCUCUAUGUAUCUUUAUGGGUCUCUAAGCAUCUCUAUGCGUGUAGAUGAUUUUGGCCGCCGCUAUACAUUUCCACAUGAUGGUGGCAAGCCCCUUUGUUGAGCAGCUAUCAUUUGUGGCCUGGUCGCUUCUGAAAGAGAGCCCUAUAGGCUCAGUGGGCUUUACCUGGUCAAAGAUAAAGUUUAGUUUUAGUCGGUGUGUCACCAUGGGUUUACUAGACGGUCUAUAGUUUGGGUUGCUACACGACUGUGGCUCGUGCCUUGGAUUUUCCACUCUUGAAUGAGAUGUGGUGCGCAUCGGCCUGGCAGUGAUGUUCUGAUGAUGCGGUUGAUGGUUCCACCACCGUGAGAGCCAGGAGGUGCGAUGUUUUGGGUCUCGGAUUUGCGGUGUAUCCUGGACGUUCGCGUUGUUCCGAUUUGUUCGACAAAUGACACCUAAAGACGGCAAAAUAAAACGUGUUUUUUUUUUCAGUUUAAAUUUUUUAUUUUCAUUUCAUCUUAUACAGUGCAACAACCGAGUUUAAAAAUAAAAACGUCGGUAAAGUGAAGUGCGCCAUUUACAGAUAAACCUUUGUCGAUGGUGGCAAUGUGAGCCGCGGCUUUGGGUACUUCUUGAGCGUUUUCAACACGAGGCAGUCGGCGCUACUCUGCCGUAUCGACAGCGGAGUGCAACGCUCCGUGAAAAUACCCAACGUGGCAUUGUGCUGUACAGACUCACCUUCAACCGCUCGUUUUAUCGCUUCCCAGACAGCGUGGUGAUUUACAUGAGUAUGAUAACAAUAACAUUGUCUAUACCACGUCUGGUAAACCACCACUGGUAUCCUAUUACGCUGUGCAAAUUUGUAGAUGAAAAAAAAAACGAGCGACAUAUUACCGAGUUGGAUAACCGAUCGCAACAUUGGCCCCUACUGGCAGAAUAGUUCCCACUUUGCAGGCCGGCUCUGCGUGUACCUUGCGACACACAGGGACAGAUGCCGUCAGGGGGGGGGUCCCCCUUUGCAAAAAAAA